AAAAUCGUCCGAAAGCUUUAUCGAAGAAGAAGAAACAGCCACGGCUAGUGAGCUAGCUUAGCUACUUUCAUUAUUUUACUGAAAUAUGGCAGCUGUACUCCCCAUCAGACCGCCAUGCGAUAGCAACCCCGCCACUCCAGGAGCACAAUCACUAAAGGAAGAUGUAAUAGAUGAGGUUUCCAACGACGGCAGUCAGCCUCCCAAAAGAAGGAGAAUGGGUUCAGGAGACAGUUCCCGAAGCUGUGACACCUUCAGCCAAGAGCUCGGAGCGACAUAUUUUCCAGCGGAGAACCUGACAGAGUAUAAGUGGCCACCUGAUGACACAGGAGAGUAUUACAUGCUGCAGGAGCAGGUCAGCGAGUAUCUGGGAGUGACAUCAUUCAAGAGGAAGUAUCCUGAUAUGGAGAGGCGAGAUUUGUCCCACAAAGAGAAGCUCUAUCUUCGAGAACAAAAUGUCAUUACGGAGACACAGUGCACUCUGGGUCUCACAGCUCUGCGAAGCGACGAAGUGAUAGAUCUGAUGAUCAAGGAGUAUCCUUCCAAACAUGCCGAGUAUUCUGUCAUACUGCAAGAAAGGGAGCGACAGAGAAUAGCGAAAGAGUACUCUCAAAUGCAGCAGCAGAACCCUCAGAAGGUCGAGGCCAGCAAGGUUCCUGAGUACAUAAAGGAGGCUGCGAAAAAAGCCGCAGAGUUUAACAGCAACUUCAACAGGGAGCGGAUGGAAGAGAGGAGAGCUUAUUUUGACCUUCAGACCCACGUUAUCCAGGUACCACAGGGCAGAUUCAAGGUACUUGCUCCAGAGUUAACCAAAACCGGGCCUUACCCUGUGGCUCUCAUACCAGGACAGUUCCAAGAUUACUACAAAAGGUACUCGCCCAAUGAGUUGCGCUACUUGCCGCUGAACACCGCUCUGUAUGAGCCUCCACUGGAUCCAGAGCUUCCUGCUCUAGAUUCAGAGCCCGACUCGGACGAUGCAGAUGAGGCCAAGGACAACAAGAACAACAAGAAUUCAUCAGACAGCUCUUCAGGAAACACCUCUGACGUGGAGAGCCAGGAGGACGGAGGAGGACAUCGUCAGAAGUCCAAAGCCAAAGACAGGACGUCAACGCCGGGAAAAGACCAGCGCCACUCUCACAAAGCCACUCCAGGGUACAAGCCUAAAGUCAUUCCAAAUGCUAUUUGUGGCAUUUGCCAGAAGGGUAAAGAGGCCAACAGGAGAGGCAGGCCGGAGGCUCUCAUUCACUGCUCCCAGUGUGAUAACAGCGGCCAUCCGUCCUGCUUGGACAUGAGCGAGGAGCUGGUGAGCGUGAUCCAGACGUACCGCUGGCAGUGCAUGGAGUGUAAGACGUGCACCGUGUGCCGCCAGCCGCACCAUGAGGACGAGAUGAUGUUCUGUGACAAGUGUGACCGCGGCUACCACACCUUCUGCGUGGGCAUGGAUGAAAUACCUACAGGUCUUUGGGUGUGUGAGGUUUGUGACAAAGACUUCGCAACACCCAAAAAGAAAGGAGUAAAAACACCGAAGAAGUCUAAAUCGGCUCAGAAAUGACCAACGUAAAAAUUUAGUUAAUUUGUCCACAAAUCCUCUGUCAACAUUUCUGGAAAAUGUAAAUUGUUUUUUCUAUUUCUUAAAUAAAGCUUUGUUUGGACAUUGUGUUCUUUAAAAUGCUGUAUUUAAUUAAGAAAAGCAAAAUAAAAAAUUAAAUGAACGCUUAACGUGCUGUUGCUUGGUAAUGAAGAGCUAAGUUUAUUUUUUACAAAACUUUGAAUUAAUUUCUAUGACUGGAAAAUGUUAUGGUUCCCAGUGAACUAUGCUUUUUCUCUCCGUACAUUUCUGUUGUUAUAUAAAUCUGGUGCUGAAACUCAUUUAAACUCAUUCAAUGCAGGGUUUUAAAGGACUUACUGACGUCAUUCACAUUUUAAAAAUCAAUUUGAGUGUUUUACGUCUUAUUACCUGUGGUUUGUGCUUUUAAUGACUCCUUGACUGAGAAAGCAGUCUGGGUCAAUAUUUUUUUAAAUAAGUGGUGCUGUUCUUCCUGUGUGUUUACGGACACUGGAGUUUUAAGUUUUAUUUUAACUAUAUUUCAGAUUUAAGUUUCUCCAACAUUCACUGUUCUCAGAAUCGUAAGAUGCAAUUGUAACCACUUGUAAUUACACUAAAGGUAAUUACUCUAACAUUUGUUUACAUUGACUUGAUGAUUUUGGAAUCCGCCUAAAUGUAGUGUUUUGAAGUUUUUAUUAUUAUUUUAUGUUUGCAUUAUAUUGUCCUCUAAACUGGUUGUUAAAUAGUUAUUUGUUGCCUCUAAUGUCAGUGAAUAAAUUGUAUUUUUUUUUUUUUUUUACAAUAAAAUCCACUUUAAAGGGCUAA
Xiphophorus hellerii (green swordtail) is the source of this 2368-nucleotide messenger RNA. RefSeq names its product PHD finger protein 10 (gene phf10). The coding region runs from base 86 to 1549 and encodes 487 amino acids. The transcript has 12 exons. Gene Ontology annotation, cellular component: npBAF complex. The record is from RefSeq and is a predicted model, not a curated record. NCBI's taxonomy places the organism in Eukaryota, Metazoa, Chordata, Actinopteri, Cyprinodontiformes, Poeciliidae.